GUUAGACAGGCUAUAGCUAGCCGCUCCAUGUUAUAUGAAGCACAGCAGGCUAAAGCUAAGGGAGUCUGGUACAACAGCCCUGUGAAUGAAGAUCCACUGGUUUAAUGUUAAGUUUCUAUUGUUUGGUGGUUUUCUGGAGGAUGUUUGUGAAGCUGUUUGUGUUCUCAACAUGGGGGAAUGAACCACUGCAGGGGGGCGUGGGUGACCACAGGAGAUGGUGUGGCCUCAAACAGAUAUGAUCCAUGUAGGGACAAUAGUUUAAAGGCUGCUGAUGCUGUGGUGUUUGGAUUUAGCCUAAGUAAUUUUUCUAGUAACUAGUUUAUUUAAAAAUAAUAAGUUGUCUGAUGACAGUUGUGGUGUGAGCUCGCACCCUAGAUAUGUAUAGACAUGUAUAUAAAGAUGGAUGACGCGCCUCCCCUUCCUCCCACUAUCCACAAAUGCAGCUAAAAUUAAGAGUGUGGGAACAAGUGAGUGGGGGGAAUCGAGUUGUGGUGGUGACCAAUCAACAGUCAGUCUCAGCUGUCAAUCAUGACAUUUCACCCCUCCCCCCCAUGUUGACAACAUCAAAUUGAUUAUUAACACCAAAAUUACCAUGCAAUAAAAAACUUGAUGUUGAUCUUCAUUCGUAGCCCUUCACAUUUAGUCUUAACACAUCUCUGAAUGUGUAAAAACGUGUAUUUCCAUUGUGAGAUCUCAAGUUCACAUCUGCUUCAUCCCCCAGAACAUCAGCAACCUGCUCCGGCCAUCGAUGGAGUUUUUGGGAAGGACUGGUGUAUGGACUUUUGGAGAGAAGAGAAACUCCCCUCUCACAGAAAAGAAACAAUGGAGCCUGCUGCUAUGACAAGCAUGGGAGUACCGGCAAUAGACCUGACGGAGAGAGAGCCUGAUACCAUCUUUGUCAAGGAGGAGAUAUACGAUGAUCAUCCCAUCGGUCAGCAGAUGACAUUCACAGAUAGCAGAAAAAUCGCCGGGAUGUUCGAGGAGGACGCCUUGCUUCAUAGGUCUGUCGAUGAGCUGGAGCUUCACCCGGGGGAAUUAAACAACUUUCCCAUGACGGCCGACAGUCAAACACUGCUACGCACGCAUCCGACAAUCAUGGACAAGUUAAUAGAUGACGCGACAAUGAGCACUCUGGCCGACAACACAAAUCCUCCCUCAGCCACCGCCGAAUACUCCAACUAUACCAACGACAUCCACAUGAACGCAACGAAAGAACUCAUGAUUCAGCCGAAGCAAUUAAAGUCAACAAAACGGUUCGAGUGCUUAUUCUGUGGGAAACUGUUCAACUACUUAAGCAGUUUAAAAGUCCACAUCAGGCGCCACUCCGGCGAGAAGCCGUUCAGCUGCUCCGUGUGCGGGAAGCGAUUCGCCCAGAAAACCUACCUGAAACUGCACCAGCGCGUGCACUCGGGGGAGAAGCCGUACAGCUGCCCAAACUGUGGCAAGAGCUUCUCCCAGAAAAGCUCCCUGAACAUACAUCUUCGGACACACACCGGUGAAAAGCCUUACAGUUGUGUGGAUUGUGGGAAGUGUUAUGCGUACAAGUACGGCUUAAAUCACCACCAGUGUUUCACUUGACCUGUCAGACAAACCACGUGGCUGUUUUGGUAAGAUGUCUAACUGUGAUGAGCGGUGCUUUCGGUUGUUCUCACAGUGGUUCAGCAUGUGCCAGUAUGUAUAAAGGGAGAUUUCAAAUACCCCAUUUUAAAUACAAAAAGCCUGUGUGGUCAACAGGGCUGCUGUAAAUUGUAGCUUGUUUGGUGUUUUUAGUUUUACUUUUAUAGGAAAUCCUGCCGCAGCAAAAUGAGGGUAUAGAUAAUAUGUAUCCCUUUUAGUGUAUCAUUUGAUUUGGUGGGAUCUUGGUCCGGGGGGUUGUUGUCAAUUUAAACGAUCUCCUCGUCAAAUCGUUUUAAGGUCAAUUUUACAAAAUGCUUAUCAGCUUAGAUGAGACACAUUAUCUGGUCAAAAAAUAUUUCCCAUUUUGCCCAUGCAUGUGGUCUUAUGACUUGCGAUAUGUGUUACAUAUACAUAUAUACCUCAGUGUUAAACUGUCCAUCAGACCACAACAGGCCUCUGUUGAUGCCAAAAUAGCUUUGGACAAGUGCUCAGUUUGCACACAUGUAGCAUAAACCUUUAAAACUACCUCUUCACAACAAGGUUGGAGUAAAACAACUUCCUCAGUUUGCUUCAUUGCCCAUGCCUCAACUCUGCUUUGUAUUCACUACAUGCCACGCUUCAUUUAUUGGCAUUUAUCAGUGGAGAGAGUAGGUAAGCCGAUUGCUUUGAAUAACAUGAAAUGUUCUGUGUUGGUCACAUAUUUUUAAGAUUUGUAUUCAUUGUUCCGGUCUGAGAGGUGUUGCUGUUCUGAAAUGUGUUUGUAUGGCUGUGUCAUUAUUGUGGAGAGACAAGUGUUGUCAAUGUACAGUCUUUUAAAUGUUAACCAAGAAAUUAUAUUUUACUCUGUUCUUUCCAUUGAAAGAUCCUCUUCAGAGCCGUCUUCCUUUGGACAGAGCAAUUAGUUGAUCUUGGGUAUGACUCUGGAUAGGAUUCCCUCAGAACACACCACGCUGACACACUAAAUGAAUUCUCUGAACCCAAGAGGGAUGUCUUUUUUUUUAUUUCACUCACACCUGCAUGCCCCCUUCAAAGCCCUCCAAACUGCCAAAGUUGAAGAUUAUAUUCAAGGCAAAAAUACUAUAAAAGAAGAGUUCUAUCAAUAAACAUUUGCAUCUCAAAGCGAACAACUGUGACUGUUCUUUAUUGUAAAGAUAGAAAGAACCACUAAGACACUGAGCGGCGAAAAAAGGGUAAAUAAAAACA
Pleuronectes platessa (European plaice) is the source of this 2820-nucleotide messenger RNA. Its product is annotated as zinc finger protein 510. Bases 661 to 1578 code for a protein of 305 amino acids. Lineage: Eukaryota; Metazoa; Chordata; Actinopteri; Pleuronectiformes; Pleuronectidae. The transcript is spliced from 3 exons. The record is from RefSeq and is a predicted model, not a curated record. Gene Ontology annotation, biological process: regulation of transcription by RNA polymerase II. Gene Ontology annotation, molecular function: DNA-binding transcription factor activity, RNA polymerase II-specific; RNA polymerase II cis-regulatory region sequence-specific DNA binding.